AUGUCGAAACAGACGUGCGACGUCUGCGGGACCUUUCUUUCGUCAGCUCCUGAUACCGACGCACAAAAAUGUCUUGGCCACGUACGUCUUGCUCGCUGUCGACCAGACGAAUCGUUUGCCACUCUCGCAGUUGGGUACCCUGUCAAUGGCGAGUUCACUGUGCCCGAAGAUGUAACAGCUCGAAUCAGCCUCAGGGAAUCUGGUCCUGGGCUGGAACAACAUCCUGACGAUCGUGUGUCUCUGCUGGAUAUCUUCCACGAACCAUGCUGGAAUAUGCUAUUGGACUACUGGCUAGGGCAUCCCAGAGAACCGAACUCGCGCCACCUCAUUAACCAACCCGAGACUAUACCCUGCAUUGUUCCAGGGCAGCCGACUCUUGGAUUCAACAUGUACUUCGGCGGCUUAGAUGGAUCGUGGCUUCCACGUCUGAUUCAAGUAUCUGUGCUCACCACUCCAAAUACCGACGUUCUUCGGGGGUUGGGUUUCUACUACACAGACGGAUCCUGUAAGCGGUAUCUAAUCCCAGGUGCUAACGCGGCUUUUAGAGGCAGUCGUCCCUAUCACGAAAUAGGAUUCCUGCUGAAUGGGCCUGAGGGAGAAAGAAUCAACGCUCUUGUGCUCGAAAAGUUUAACGAUGAAGUUGACCUCAAAGCCAUCACCAACUUCCAUCGAGUUUUCAAGGUGUCUCAAGCAGAUAAAGAAAAAGAAGCCAGAUUGAAGGGUCAAAUAUACAAACCACUGAUCAAACGCACAGAGGUUCCAGAUGGCCUGACUCUUGUUGCAAUUCUUGCAACUGUCAAACUCUCUGUGAGCCACGAAACGAUAGAGACUCUGGGAACCAGUUGCAUCCAAGAUCAACGUUCCACUUCACUUGGACCCAAUCGUCACCAAGGAGAACCACUUGCCAUCACCCUACCACGAUGGGAGCGGACAGUAAAUACAUGUCCCAGUGAUAUUAGCAUGACUAUGGUCCGCUUAGAGGGUAUCAAACGAAUUGGUAUUUCUACAGCUACCUUUGGAAAGACACCAGCACAAAGGUACAUAUCAGGUCUUUGCUUUGAGUUCUGGGAUACAAUUCCUCUAAUUUAUCUGGGCUAUUUUUACAAGCAGCACGACUACCUCAACCUGGAGGAUGGAGAUGAGAUCCAAGACAUCAAGUGCUGCGUCGCGGGUAACUUCAUGACAGUCAAGAAACAACCGCGGGAUCCCCUAGAAGAGAGGCUUGUCUCCGACUUCGAUGCCGCUGACUUCGAUAUCGCUGUGUCUGUCACCAGCGAAGAGCUAUUCUGGGAAAUCGAGGACUCUAAAGCAAUGGUUCGAGCCGUCACCCACAUCCAUACAUAUUUCCAUGCUAUCGUAAAACAGUCCCUUUGUGGUUUCGAAUUUGGUUACGAAGACUUCGUGUUUCACACGACCGCCGCUCGAGAGAUUACACUGUCGCCCUCUAGAUGCCGAACAAGGGAACUAGUACCGGCUCCAUCCAUGGAUGACAUUCUUGCGCAGGUUUUGGCUGGGACAGAGGUGCCAAGCGGAGAAGCGACCCAGAAUCCGACAGUCCAAGAACCAGAAUCGCCGGUCCUGCCAGAAUGUCACUGGCUCAAUGCCCAAGCAUACGAUGAGCCUACAUACGGCGAAGACGAGUAUCGAAAGGUCUGCCAGGCAGUGCAGUCUAAAUCAAAGAGGCCAUCUGUCGGGAUGUAUGUCGAGAUGACCUAUCAUCCUACAAGGGAACGUCGCGAAGUCAUGAAUGCUGUACCACUAUUCUUUGCCCCAUGCACGUAA
Molecule: messenger RNA, 1782 nt
Organism: Fusarium graminearum PH-1
Lineage: Eukaryota; Fungi; Ascomycota; Sordariomycetes; Hypocreales; Nectriaceae
Exons: 6
Coding region: 1-1782 (593 amino acids)
Source: RefSeq, a predicted model, not a curated record